Molecule: messenger RNA, 1347 nt
Organism: Letharia lupina
Lineage: Eukaryota; Fungi; Ascomycota; Lecanoromycetes; Lecanorales; Parmeliaceae
Exons: 3
Coding region: 1-1347 (448 amino acids)
Source: RefSeq, a predicted model, not a curated record
AUGCAGGUCCAUCAGCUCGUGGCACUAUUGCCCCUCCUUGCAGCUCCCCUCAGCGUCCUCGCCAUCCCCAACGGAGCAUGCGACGGGAAAGCCGACGGCCUAUCCAUCACAUGGUCCGGCAACGCCGAGGGCGCCUACUUCACCUUCAACAACGGCGCCAGCACCGGCCCCGCAACCGGCUGCACAGACCUCGGCUCUGGCUUCGCCGGCCAAGUCGGCGUAUCCUACAUGGGCGCCAACGGCCACCCCCACGCCGACGGCACGAUUCUCGAAACCAACCCGUCCGGCUACUUCGACAUCAGCUACAUCCUCGGCUACACCCUCCCCGUCGUCUGUUCCGCCAACGGCGCCUCCACCGGCUGCGCCAUCGACCUUUUCGGCACCGGCACCCCGUGCCCCAGCGCCGUGCAGGACGGCGUCUGCAUAAACCCCACCGGCCCCGGCGGAUCCAGAGACCCAGGCAGCUACCCAAACUCCGCGACCGCUUAUCCGUGGUGCAACGCGUGUUCACCACCGGACCCAUUCUUCGCACCCUGCUCGGGCUCCGCCUACACCUACCCUUACGAUGACGGUGCGACGGUGGGACCGGCUACGGGCUCUAUCCAGUGCUGUGUUGGCACCGCGUGCGGCUCUACGGGCAGGGAGGGUAGUGGGAAGGGGGGCAGCCACGAGCUGAACCGAGCCCAACCUUGCGCUCCUUGCGCUUCGGGCAGCAAGCGGAGCCUUCUCGGGCGGAGGUGGAGCAAGGAAGAAACCGCAUCGCCCCGCUCGAGAAAAGCCAUCCCUUCCGCCCUCCGCGCCGAGAUCCCCCGGGCGAACGGCACCGAGACCCCCGCGGCCCAACCCGCUGGAGAAGCUUGCCGAUCCUGCUCUUCGACGCACGUCCGGCCGCCGAUCUACGAGUCGUGGUACAUCCAGGAGCACAUUGUGCGGAAGUGGGCGGGGACGGGGCCGCGGUUGAUGCCGGAGGGGGUGGAGGGGGCGGGUGCAGGUGGUGGCGGAUGGGGGGUGUGGUGCGCUGGGGCCUCGCCUUCUUCGAACCCUCCCGCGGCGACCCGCCGAACCCCCGAAUGGCUCGCCCGGCAGCUGCGCAAAGCCCACGGCGCCAUCAAAGCCACCGACGCCUUCGUGAGAGCGGGCGACGGCGACUUCAUCAUCGGCGACGGGUUGACCGUCGCCGACAUCGCGGCCGGGUGCGUGAUGGACAUGGGGGAGACGCGGUUCGGACUCAUCAGGUGGAAGGAGGAGUACGCGGAGCUGGGCAAGUGGUGGGAGAGGCUGGAGGAGCGGGAGAGUUUCCGGCAGACGAGGCCGGUGAGGUUUGAUUUGCGGGAGAAGGUCGCGUGA